AUGCAGAACGACGCCGGAGAAACUGUUGAGCUUUACGUUCCCCGCAAAUGCUCUUCAUCCAACCGUAUUAUCGGACCCAAGGAUCACGCCGCUGUUCAAAUCGACAUUGUCAAAGUUGAUCCAGUCACUGGACGCAUGAUCGCUGGACAAGCCAACCGUUACGCCAUCUGCGGAGCUCUUCGUUACAUGGGAGAAGCUGAUGACGCACUUGUUAGACUGGCCCAAAGGGACGAUAUUAUCCCCAAGAACCUUUAA
Auanema sp. JU1783 is the source of this 255-nucleotide messenger RNA. Lineage: Eukaryota; Metazoa; Nematoda; Chromadorea; Rhabditida; Rhabditidae. The record is from the annotation of a GenBank genome assembly.